UUCAUCACUCUUCUCUCUCCGAGAAGGAAGGAAGAGUAAGAGCUUCCCCCCGCAUUGUCUCAGAUUCUGAAAAUAUCCUUUUUGAGAUUUUCUCGGGACUGCCAGUCUAGGGGUAGCCAGUGACGAUGUUGAACCUGGUUGAGCCUUCGUGGCGCCUUCUGGCGGCUAGCGGCGGAGACACGGUUAAGCUAUUCGACGUGUUGGCCGAUUCCGGUGAUCCCUGCGUCUUGAGCUAUACUCCGACGCCUGGUUCCGCCGUGAACUCCGUCAAGUGGAAUCACACGAAUUUGGUGGUGGCGAGUGCGGGAGAUGAUAAGAAGAUAUCACUGUGGGGGAUUAAUGGGACUAGUUUAGGAACUGUUCCUGUUGCUGGCAAGGACGGUGGUGAUACUGCUGAGGAAUGUUUGUCGGCUAUUAGCUUCAGAAGAAAAGGGUCUAGGUCCAUAGCUUCUGGUGGAACUGGUCAAAUUGUUAAGAUAUGGGAUCUGCAAAAUAAGCUUUGUAUCAAGAAGCUGAGGGGUCAUACAAGUACGAUAACUGGCGUGAUGUACAAUUGCAAAGAUGAGCAUUUGGCUUCUGUCAGUGUUGGUGGGGAUCUCAUAGUUCAUAACCUUACAUCUGGAGCAAGGGCUAGCGAACUUAAAGAUCCACAUGGCCAGGUAUUGAGGGUGCUUGACUAUUCAAGGUCCAGUCGACACCUUCUACUUACUGCGGGUGAUGAUGGUACUGUGCAUCUGUGGGACACGACUGGUCGUAACCCAAAGAUGUCAUGGUUGAAGCAGCAUUCUGCACCAGCUGCGGGUGUUUGCUUCUCUCCAUCAAACGAUAAGAAAAUUGCUAGUGUGGGGAUGGACAAAAAGCUUUACACGUAUGACUCUGGAUCCAGAAAACCUUCGUCCUGCAUAUCUUAUGAGGCACCUUUCUCAUCUUUGGCGUUUGGGGAUAAUGGUCACAUUCUGGCAGCUGGAACCUGUAAUGGUAGAAUAGUCUUUUACGACGUUCGUGGAAAACCAGAACCUGUUACUGUCCUGCACGCUUACAGUAGUUCAGAGGCUGUAACAAGUUUAUCAUGGCAAACAUCAAAACCAGUUACUGUGAAUGAGAAAAACUGCACCGGUGAGAUGGCUCUUUUUGGUGGUACAGUGGAGGAUUCAGUUAUCAUUCCUGAUCCACUUCCGUCAACGACACCCUCAUCAGAUUCACAGCCGGCUUUGGUACCAGGUACUCGUGGAAUUGCCACUAGUACUGGGAACGCGUCAUCGGCAGAACAAACACCAAUGAGAACUCAUCUACGGCCUGGUGCGCCACUGGGCAGACUACAUGCACUUCGUGCCAGUGACAGUUUCAAUGAUGAUAUGAUGCGUGUGUUUUCCCCUAUCGAUGCUGCUUCAUCUGUUGAGAAAUGGGCUGAUAGUGAAGUAGAACUUAACAAUAAGGAUCAUUUAAUCGAUGACAAAAUGCCUUCCUCCUUUCUGUUUCCUUCAGCUAGCAAGGGAUUUCCAUUUAAGCAGGAUGACACGGAAGCUGUUGCUUUUUCUCCAUUCGGAACUACUACGCCAACAGCAUCAACCAAAAGUGAAGACUCUUCUGCCUUGACACCUCCAGAAUCAUGGGGUGGUGGUAGAUUAUCUGAUAAGUUCAACCAAUUGGCCACUGAGAAAGUCUCCACCCAUCUCCAUGCACCUUCACGUUUCGGGGUUGCAAGCACAAGUGGUAGUACAUCUGGAUCAACGUUCUCUAGCUCUCGAGAUUUUCCCUCGUCUCUUGGUCAGACAAACCUCGUCGGCUCAGAGUUCCCACGGAUCAGAGACUUCUCUUCAGCUUCCGAGAACUCACCUUCAAGCCCGUCGUUAGCAAAGCGCAUGACGGGUCCAGGUAACAUUGAAUCACUGAGGCUAUCACCAAGUUUUACUCGUAGGUACCCUUCUACGUAUGCUGAGAGAAUCAGCACCACUCCUUCCUUCAGUGACGGGACCUCUCUCUCUACGGGUGGUUCACCCAAGAUAAAGAAAACAGGAGAGGAAGUCUUAAGUAAUCUGUUGCCAAUACCUGAUAUGGUGGCUUCAACAGAAGCUCUUCCGAUUAUGAAUCAGGGAGGAAACAUGAAACAGUUUCAAAAUGAUCAACAGCAAGUGGUGGGUGGCAACAAUUUCACACUUCAGCUGUUUCAAAGAACACUGGAAGGAACUCUUGAUUCAUUCCAAAACUCCGUUCAUGACGACAUGAGAAACCUCCACAUCGAGAUCCUCAGACAGUUCCACAUGCACGAGAUGGAGAUGUCGAAGGUAUUAAGCUCGGUUCUGGAGAACCAGGCGGAGCUAAUGAAGGAGUUACAAUUGUUGCGCAAAGAGAACCAACAGCUUCGGCAAAGGCUUUAGAGGAGACCGUUGUGAGUGUUUUUUUUUCUUCGUUUUGAAGUUAAACAAAUUCGAAUUUGAUAUAAUAUAUGAAUGGUGCUGGAAAACAAAGGUUGGUCAUUUCAUUAUGUUUCUUUGUAAUCGAUUAGGCAUAUAAAUGAAAAACCUUUAAUUCAAAGAAAAUAGCAAACAAGAUGACAGAGAAAUAUAGUUUUCAAUUGGUUUA
This is a messenger RNA of Raphanus sativus (radish), 2583 nucleotides long. RefSeq names its product protein NEDD1. NCBI's taxonomy places the organism in Eukaryota, Viridiplantae, Streptophyta, Magnoliopsida, Brassicales, Brassicaceae. The coding region runs from base 126 to 2378 and encodes 750 amino acids. The record is from RefSeq and is a predicted model, not a curated record. Gene Ontology annotation, cellular component: kinetochore microtubule. Gene Ontology annotation, molecular function: gamma-tubulin complex binding; protein binding. Gene Ontology annotation, biological process: positive regulation of cytokinesis; regulation of mitotic spindle organization; regulation of phragmoplast microtubule organization. The transcript is spliced from 9 exons.